Parasteatoda tepidariorum (common house spider) is the source of this 4489-nucleotide messenger RNA. The record is from RefSeq and is a predicted model, not a curated record. Lineage: Eukaryota; Metazoa; Arthropoda; Arachnida; Araneae; Theridiidae.
GUAUGCGUUAUAUAAUCGAAAUGCUUUGGGAAUUUAAUCGUAAUCUUAUUUCCAUUGAACUGUAGUUUUGAUUAUUUCAUCCAGUUUUCCUGUUCACGUCAAAAUUUAUAAGUUAUUGUUUGUGUUUUCUACACUUAUAAGGCAAUACUUGACACUUCAAUUAUGUCAUUUCAAAAUAGAACCAUUUUAUCUACGCUCCCUCGUACUGAAAGAGGCAUGCCCCUUGUUUUAGGGGAUGAUCCUAAAGGAAAAACAUUUUUGUAUACAAAUGGACAUAGUGUAAUUAUUCGAGACAUUGUUGAGCCUCGAAUAUCUGAUAUCUAUACUGAACACGCCGUUCAGACAACAGUUGCUAAAUAUUCGCCUAGCGGUUUUUAUAUUGCUUCUGCAGACAUAUCUGGCAAAGUUAGAAUCUGGGACACAGUGAACAAAGAGCACAUCCUAAAGAAUGAGUUUCAACCAUUUGCUGGGCAGAUAAAGGAUCUUUCGUGGAGUCCUGACAAUCAACGGAUCGUAGUCGUUGGUGAAGGAAGAGAAAGAUUUGGUCAUGUCUUUAUGGCUGAAACUGGCACUAGUGUUGGAGAAAUAUCGGGGCACAGUAAGCUUAUCAAUUCUUGUCAUUUUCGCCCCAAACGGCCCUUUAGAAUUAUCACUGGCAGUGAAGAUAAUUCUGUCGGAAUUUUCGAGGGUCCUCCUUUCAAGUUCAAAACUACUGUUAACGAUCACACUAGGUUUGUUCAAUCUGUUAGAUAUAAUUCUAGUGGAGAACUCUUCGCAAGUGGUGGUUUUGAUGGCAAGAUGUUCUUAUAUAAUGCCAAUACUUACGAAAAAGUUGGAGAAUUCGCCUCUCCUGCGCAUAAAGGCGGCAUAUAUGCUGUAGCUUGGAGUCCUGAUGGCACAAAAAUUCUUUCAGCUUCAGGAGAUAAAACAUGCAAGUUGUGGGAUGCUUCUAAUUUAGAAGUUAUAUCAGAAUUUGAAAUGGGAAAUGAUGUACUUGAUCAACAGGUCAGCUGCCUGUGGCAAGGUUCACACAUACUAUCUGUUUCUUUAUCAGGAUUUAUUAAUUAUCUAGAUCUAAAUAAUCCAUUAAAACCAUUGAGGAUAAUUAAGGGUCAUAACAAAUCUAUUACAGCAUUGACUGUAAAUUGUGAUAAAAAAAAGUUGUACACUGCAAGCCAUGAUAGUGCAGUCAUGUAUUGGGAUAUGGAAUCGGGUAACCACGAUAGGAUUGGAGGAAUCGGCCAUAAUAAUCAAGUUCAAAAUAUGACAUAUGAUACUGAUGUCAUAUACAGCAUCAGUUUAGAUGACACCAUGAAGUUUAUCAAUGCAGAGGAUAAUCAAUAUUUGCCUGAAACAAUUAAAUUUGAUUCCCAACCUAGAGCAGUGGCGGUUAGUGAAGGCUAUGUAUUCGUAGCUUGUCUUAAUGAGAUUUCAGUUGUUCAAAACAGCAGAAAGAUCAGUAGUUAUCCAAUAGACUUUGAGGGUUCUGCUAUAUCAAAGCAUCCAACUGAAUCUGAUGUGGCCGUAGGAGGUGCUAGGGAUAAUAAAGUUCAUAUUUUUCUAUCUACUCUGAAUGGAAGUCCUACUUUCAGUCCUAAAACGACCUUACAGCACACAGGGGCUAUAACAGAUGUCAAAUAUUCACCCAAUGGAAAAUAUCUAGCGGCCAGUGAUGCUAAUCGAAAAGUAGUCCUCUACAAUGCUUUGACCUAUGAGCUUGCUCAUACACAAGAUUGGUGUUUCCACACUGCGAGAAUCAACGCUUUGUCAUGGGCACCCAAUUCAUUAUUUUUGGCUACGGGUAGUCUGGAUACAAAUAUAAUUAUAUGGUCUGUAGAAGCACCUACAAAACACACAAGUAUCAAAAAAGCACAUCCUCAAAGUCAAAUUACACGUCUCGCAUUUCUAGAAAACACAGUUUUAGUGUCAACUGGACAAGAUGGUAAUGUUAAAAUAUGGGACAUUGUUUAUUAAGUUUGAUGUGUGAUUAAUGAUAGCGAUUGUUUUUUCAUAACGCUUUUUACAAAUCUCCUCUCCAAGAACAAAUGCUUUCAUUUUUUUUUUAAAGAACACUAUAAUUUGUGAUAAAGUUGGAUAGAUUUUGUGAAUAAAAUAUAAAAAAAUUUGACUGCAUAUUUGAAUAAGCAAAAGUUCAGUCUGGAGCUUCAUUAACUUAUACGAUUUUAAUAUCUUUUUGUUUAUGAAUACUGUCGGUGUAGUUCUUACUUGAUUGCUUGUUUUUAGUCAGUAAUUGUGCUUUUGUUUGAUAUUUCACGGUGUGUUCCUUUUGAUAUGAUUUUUUUAGCAUACUUUUUUUUGUUCUUAUUUUUUUUUUCUUACGUUAAUAUUUGUUGUCAUCUAUUAUUGCUCUGUUAAUCUUUUAGUUGAACCCAGUAGCUUUUACCAAAGAUGUUAAAAGAAAAAUGCAAACUAACACUCUUUUAUAUUAAUCAAUUUAAAUAAGAAAGAUAAAUGAACUGAUUUUAUAAGAGAAGAAAAAGAUUCUGCACUCAUGUGCCAAAAUGUAUAAAUUUGAAACCUAUUGAUUGUGUGAAUGUGAGAUUCCAAAAGCCUGUCUUUUUUUACAACGUAUAUAAUUACAGUAAAUCUCAGUUUCGAUUCUAUACUAUGUACCAUUAUUAGUAAUGAAAAUGUGUUUGUUUAUUGACUGUUCUAUGCAUAGAAAGUCAUGAUUAUCCUUUCAAGGGAAAAACCUCAUUCUUCAUACAACAGGGUGCGUAGCGCUUUUAAAAAGUGCUUAAAGGUGCUUAUUUUCGUUUUUUAAAAGCCCUUAAAGGUGCUUUUUUCAUUGAGUGUUUUUAAAAAAUGCUUAAUUUUCCUUUUUUCAAAAUGAAAUUUUUCCUUUACCGUGUAGAUUUUAGCUUCGAAUUAUGCAAAAACACAGUUCACAUUGUAAUGUUCAACGUUUUCACAAUUAAUUCAACCCCAAUUAUGGUAUUGUCAGUCCACAACGUAUGAACAUGCCAUUUGUUUUACAUGAUUCAAAAUUUCAUGAUUUUUGACAACUGUCAAAAACAAUGCCAAAAGUUUUUUUUUAUUUACAUGACGGUUAAAACAAGAUAAAACAGUUAAUUGCUAGAAACUUACCAACCCUGCCUAAUUAUUAUAUUUUUUUAAAGUGCUUGAAAGGUGCUUAUUUUUUGUUGAAUAAUUUGGCUACGCACCCUGUACAAUCCCGUACAUCUGGAAUUACAUUGAGGAGAAAUGGAAAAAUCUAAAUUUCUAAAAUAUCAGGAAAUUUCUAAAUGCAAAAAUCAACCUAAACCGAAGUUGUAUAGAAAAACUGCCAUUGGGUUAAUAUCACUUCAUACAAGAAAUAUUUUUAAAUCUUCAGUUUAAUUUUUACUUUUGUUUUUUCAUUUCAAAUGAUUUUUGUAGGCUAGAAGGAGAAAAAAAAUAUUUUUUUAAGGAUCCUCUGACAUUUCUUUUUAAUAGUGUAAGUGAAGAUUAAAAUUUUUGUGCCAAAAACUUUUCAUUAAGUAGGACAAUUAUCCUCAUGGUUAUUUCUGACUCAUUUUGUCCUCUUUAUGUAAAUGUUUCAGAAACUCAUUUCUUUAAGAAAACUAAGAAUCUUCGCAAUUUUCUAAGAAAAAUAAAUAUAUCAUGAUGAACUGGAAUUAUUGUAUUGUAGAAUUUUUAUAUGCAAGAAACAAAAGCAAUCUUCUAUUUCUAUUAAUUUUGAGAAAUUUUCAUUUAUUUUUUUUUACAAAAAUUUGUUAGAGUCGCAUUUUAUUUAUCUGAAACCUAAAGUGAAAUAGGGCGUUGUAAGAAUUUUAAGCAAUAGUGAAAAUUUUUUUAAUUAAAUAAUGUUUAUUAUGUUUUUUUUUGUAUAGUACAAUUCUUUGAUUUACUUUUUUUUAAAUACAUCUUUCAUCAAAAUAUAUUAUUUAUUUAUAAAUGCUUCCAUUUUUAUAAAUGUUACAAAAUAUUGACAAUUUAUGUGUGUAUAAAAUCAAAAUAUUUAAUUAAAAAUUGAAAAAAAAUUUCUUUUUGAAUGUGUAUUAUCCAAAGUGCUAUUAUUUUAAAAAAUAUUGCAUUGAAUAAUAUUUGUAUGUAGAAGUAAAAGUGGUUUUUGUUUUCUGUAAAUUUUUUUAGCAAGCAAAUACUAAGUAAUUUUUUUGUGAAUCAACAUUGUUGUGGAAAUUUUUUUAUUUGAAUAACACAUGAAUUAUUUAUGUUAUCCAUCUGAGCUUUUUUAUUUUGAAGGAAGGGGGGAACUGAUUAUCUUUCUAUUUUAUUUACAUUUUUGGAGUAUUGGUGAAAAUCUUAUUAAUCUGAAGUUGCAAUAUAAUGAGAAAAAAACUGGACAAUUGGACAGUUUUUGAUAAAACUCUUUGAUAAAUCCCUAUUUUUGUAUGUAUGUGGAUAAAAAAAAAAUCUUGUUUAUCUUUUUUGUGGAAAAAUUUAUUUAAACUGUGGAAAUCUGGGCUUAUGGAGCCUUGUUUGAAAAUAAAUGUUUACAAAUUUA